This is a messenger RNA of Abrus precatorius (Indian licorice), 2283 nucleotides long. RefSeq names its product pentatricopeptide repeat-containing protein At4g21065-like. The transcript has a single exon. Gene Ontology annotation, molecular function: RNA binding; zinc ion binding; protein binding. Bases 19 to 1740 code for a protein of 573 amino acids. The record is from RefSeq and is a predicted model, not a curated record. Lineage: Eukaryota; Viridiplantae; Streptophyta; Magnoliopsida; Fabales; Fabaceae. Gene Ontology annotation, biological process: RNA modification.
UAGGUGGAGUUGUUGAGCAUGGAAGUGACAACCAUGUCGGAGGCUCUGCAACUUCACGCCCAACUUCUUAAACUGGGAAGACGACACAAAGACGCCUCGCGUAACCUCUCCAACCUCUUCACUUUCGCCGCUCUUUCCCCCGCCGGCGACCUCAGCUACGCUCGUCUUCUUCUCAACUCUAUUCCCACUCUCAACUCUUACUACUACAACACGCUCCUUCGUGCCUAUUCCCACAGCCCCCACCCUACCCAUCACUUCCACGCGCUCUCCCUCUUCCUCUCCAUGCUCCACCACCUUCCUCUACCCGACAACUUCACCUUCCCCUUCAUACUCAAGUGUUGCACGCGCUUGAAACUCACCCCUUAUGGAAAACAGCUUCACGCUUUCAUCGUCAAGAUGGGUUUCGGGUCAGAUCUUUAUAUCCAGAACGCUUUGAUCCAUAUGUACUCUGAGUUUGGUCAUUUGGGUGCUGCACGUGCUCUGUUUGAUAGAAUGCCUCAUAGAGACGUGGUUUCUUGGACUUCCUUGAUUGACGGGCUUGUUAAUCAUGAUCGCCCUGUUGAGGCAAUUCAGCUUUUUGAACGAAUGUUGGAAGCUGGUGUAGAGGUGAAUGAGGCUACCGUGGUGUCUGUUUUAAGAGCAUGUGCUGAUUCGGGAGCGUUGAGUAUGGGGAGGAAAGUGCAUUGGAUUGUGAAGGAGAGGGGAAUUUGUGCCAAUUCCAAUGUUAGCACCGCUCUUGUUGAUAUGUAUGCCAAGAGUGGGUGUAUAGAGAGUGCAAGGAAGGUUUUUGAUGAUGCUGUUGACAAAGAUGUUUUUGUUUGGACAGCAAUGAUUUCUGGCCUUGCUAGCCACGGGCAAUGCAAGGAAGCUAUGGACUUGUUUGUUCACAUGGAAAAAUCUGAAGUAAAACCUGAUGAGAAAACUGUGACCGCGAUUUUAUCCGCUUGUAGGAAUGCUGGCCUGCUCCAUGAUGGUUAUGUGUUUUUUAGUAAUGUACAAAAACGUUAUGGAAUAAAACCUACAAUUCAACAUUUUGGUUGCUUAGUGGACCUCCUUGCUAGAGCAGGGCGUUUGAAAGAAGCUGAAGAUUUCGUUAAUACAAUGCCCGUUGAACCCGAUGCAGUCCUUUGGAGGACACUAAUAUGGGCCUGUAAAGUUCAUAGGGAUGCUGAGAGGGCUGAGCGAUUGAUGAAGCACCUUGAGGUAAAAGAGAUGAAUGCAGAUGAUAGUGGUAGUUACAUACUCGCUAGCAAUGUUUAUGCAUCGGUGGGGAAGUGGGGUAGCAAGGCAGAGGUGAGGGGGUUGAUGAAUAAAAAGGGACUAGUAAAGCCACCGGGGUCUAGUAGAAUUGAAGUUGAUGGUGGUGUGCAUGAAUUUGUGAUGGGAGAUUACCAUCACCCUGAGGCAGAGAAAAUAUUUGUCAAAUUGGAUCACAUGGUGGAUAAACUAAGAAAAGAAGGGUAUAGUCCGAAAGUAUCAGAGGUCUUGCUCGAGAUAGAUGAUGAGGAAAAGGCUGUUCAGUUGCUUCACCAUAGUGAGAAGCUAGCUCUUGCUUAUGGACUAAUCAGGACAAAUCAAGGGUCUACAAUCCGGAUUGUGAAGAACCUGAGGUCUUGUGAGGACUGUCACGAGUUUAUGAAACUAAUCUCUAAGUUAUACCAAAGAGAUAUCAUAGUGAGAGACAGAAUACGUUUCCAUCAUUUCAUUAAUGGAGACUGCUCUUGUAAGGAUCAUUGGUAGCACGAGAAUUGGCCUUGGAUUGAAUUUGGUGGCUUAAAAAGGAAAACUUGUGGGGUAAUUCACAUGAGCAUUUAAUUUUGAUGCCUCAUUUGGCCUUUGACAGAAUGCAAUGCCAAGGAAUUUUCGAUAGUUGCAUGGUCAUGAUUGAAGAUUUUAAAACGAAGCAUAUGAAAGAAGGGCCUGUUCUGAUCAAAAUAUCAAUAAACAGGAAAUGUUGUUAUCAAUUAGUUCAUAAUAUUUUAUAGUAAGCACUCCAAAUACGAUAUACUUCAAUUCAUAAUCCAUAAUAAGUGUGCAUGUUAAGAGUAUGUUAGUCAUUUAAUACAUAGAUUGGCUCUUCUAUUCGGUUAUGCAUAACAAAACUAAUUCAGAAAAGAAUAUGAGGAACCGCAUUCAUUCUUUGGAAGUUAAUUGGUCAGGUAUUGUUCCGGUUUGCAGGUACGUGGUAAAGAUGUGUGAGUGCGAGUAUCAGUACUUAGUGUUUACAUUUAUGUAAUUUUGUGUAUAACAUUCAUUUGUUUAGUUGAAGAUAUUGAUGAUACU